AUGUUCUACUCGGAGACUCUCCUCCAGAAGAGCGGGCCCCUGGCUCGCGUCUGGCUGUCGGCAAAUCUGGAGCGCAAGCUGUCUAAAAAUCAUAUCCUACAGUCCAAUGUCACCGACAGUGUGGAGGCCAUCAUCACACCGAACCAGGCGCCCAUGGCACUGCGUCUGAGUGGCCAACUUCUGCUUGGAGUUGUGAGAAUAUACCAACGAAAGACGCGUUAUUUGCUGGAUGAUUGUAAUGAAGCUAUGAUGAAGAUCAAAAUGGCUUUCCGUUCCAGUGGAAACAAUGAUAUGGCUGCCAACUUACAAAUGCCGAAUCGUGAGGCCUUGCUUUUGCCUGAUCGGAUCACGCCUUAUGACAACCUGGAAUUGCCUCCUCCUCCAGAUGCCUCAUGGCUUCUGUCUCAGGUUGACGACAUCACGGCUACCCCAGUCGGCCGCAAAGGCCGUGCCAGCAAUAACAGAGAUAUUAAUUUGCAGGAAGAUCUUGAAGUCAGUCAAUUUUUACAUGCCAAUGACAACGCAGACGACAGCUUUGCACCAAUGGGCGAGUUAGAACUUGAGCUCGACUUCGGCUUCAGCAUAGACGACGACUUGAGCCAAAGUAUCGAACAUGGUCGAGAUGCACCGCCAGCACGCGACGUUGAAGAUGACAUGUUGAGCGAUGACUUGGAACUUCGGACACACAACAAGGACGCAACUGAUUUGGGAGAACCCCCUGUGAGAAUCGCGGAUGGAGAGGGCGACAUUGCAAUGGGUGAUGAUGAUUUCGCUUUCAACGUUGAUGACCAAUCUGCCAUGCCGGGUAUGGCUUCCGCGACGAAUCUGGCCCGUGAAAGAAUAUCCGAAUCGCCACUUUCUGACAUUGACGAGAAACUGGCACUGGAGAUUGAAACAGAAUACUCGCGCCACAACCACACCGAUCUCUAUGAACCCACGGAAGACACGGAACUUACCAUCGUCCGCAGGCCUGCCCAACGUUCAAAGAAGCAGAAAAUUAUGAUGCCCGAUGAGGAGAUUGCCUUGUCGAGCAGUCAUAUUAAACAGCAACAGGCUGAUCGACAGAAUAUCAUAAAACCUGCCUCUUUUCUCCCUCGAGAUCCCUUUCUACUAGCUCUGAUGGAUAUGCAGAAGACUGGUGGGUUUGUCUCGUCCAUCAUGACCGAGGGUCGCAGCUCAGCUUGGGCCCCGGAGCUUCGAGGCAUGCUCUCAUUAGAUGCCGUCCGGGGAAUGAGCGAGCUCAAGCGAAAGCGAGACAGUGGCAUUGCGGAUGUGGAUAGCGACGCUGGUGCUGCCAAGUCACCGCGCCUGGAACUUGGAGAGGAUACAGACUUUGGCUUUGAUGGCGACGGCGUGACUAGCCACAGUGUGGCAGCCGAUGGCACCAUUCUGGAGAUCCCGGCCGCUGGCGGCGACGAUGAUCACUACGAAGCUGACGGUAGUGUAAUGAACCCCUUCGACGAAACGACGGCUCCCCUUGUGCAUCCUCAAGACAGUGGGCCAGUCUCUGUUGGUACCAAGCAUGCCGUGCACAUUCUUCGAGACUUGUUUGGAGCUGAGGCUGCCACAAACGCCGAGAGGAGGAAGAAGAGCUCCGUUGUGUUCCAGAAUUUGCUACCCGAGAAGCAAACCACAAAGGCAGAAGCCACCAAGAUGUUCUUCGAGUGUCUUGUCCUCGCCACUAAGGAUGCGAUCAAGGUUGAACAAGGACCAGAGCUGGGGGCGCCCAUCAGAGUUCGUGGGAAGAGAGGAUUGUGGGGAGACUGGGCUGAGCGAGAAGCCGGAGGCGAGAUUUCGAACCAGAACGAGCCGGAGCCUGCAGCGGUCAGUUCUACUGCCGUUGCUGUGGAGGCCUAA
Molecule: messenger RNA, 1857 nt
Organism: Metarhizium brunneum ARSEF 3297
Lineage: Eukaryota; Fungi; Ascomycota; Sordariomycetes; Hypocreales; Clavicipitaceae
Gene: rad21
Product: Cohesin subunit rad21
Biological process (GO): replication-born double-strand break repair via sister chromatid exchange; mitotic sister chromatid cohesion
Cellular component (GO): mitotic cohesin complex
Molecular function (GO): protein binding; chromatin binding
Source: RefSeq, a predicted model, not a curated record